Messenger RNA from Entamoeba invadens IP1, 387 nucleotides. RefSeq lists its product as hypothetical. The coding region runs from base 1 to 387 and encodes 128 amino acids. The record is from RefSeq and is a predicted model, not a curated record. The transcript has 3 exons. Lineage: Eukaryota; Evosea; Mastigamoebida; Endamoebidae. Gene Ontology annotation, biological process: carbohydrate metabolic process.
AUGGACUUCAUUAAGUGUCCCACUGCAAUACUAUGGAUUCACAUAAAUUCAAGGCCACCACAGAUUACACAGGACCUAUCAACUUCAUUUGAGAAAUUGUUCUGGAAUGAAGAGAAAGGGUACUUUGUCCAAUUCAACACCAAACUUGAAUACGGUCUUGCAAGAUAUCCACAAGACUCAUACUUCUAUUCCUCAAAGUGGAAUAUUGGAGGAAAAGAAGCUGGUGAAGUAAGCCCACCAUGGGGAAUUGUCACAAUGUUUAUGAGUUGGGCUGAAUUGCUCAACAACGAAUUCGACAAUCAUGCAGGCAUAGUUAAAGAAAGAUUGAACUGGAUGAUUAAACAUACUAGAAAUGAUUAUAUGCCAUGUGGAGAAGCUGUAGACUAA